UUUUAUUUGGACAAUGGAUGAUUUUAAUGAUCUUUAUGCAGCGGCUUAUUAACGUCUUGAAAAUGAGUUGAAGAUGACUAAAGAUAAUUUUUGCGAAAUGUCUAGACUGCUAGCUAACGAAGAAUUAAAAGUUAAUAACUUAACAAAAGAAAAAAGUAUUCUAGAGAAAAAUCUUUCUCGUUGUUUUGAAAAUUAUUCAACUCUUAAGAAAACUUAUGAUUUAAGGACCUAUCAAUUCAAAGAAGCAUCGGAACGAAAUCUUGCUCUCAAAAAUGAAAAUUUACAAUUUCGAUUGAAUUUGGAUGAUAACAGUCAAAUUAAAAAAGAAAAUGAAAUUCUCAAGGAUGAAAUUUCUCGCAUUAAUGAUAGUUUAGAAAAAUAUAAACAUAUAGCGGAUAAUCAGUUGAAAGAAAUGAAAGAUUUUAAAAAUAAAUUGAAAGAAAAAGAAGAAAAAAUAUCAAUUCUUAUUAAUGAGAAUAAGAAAAUUACAUCUUUUGUGAAAGAAACUGAGAGUAACCUGCUUAGAGCUUAUGAGGAUUUGAAGCAAAUUUCUUUUAUUUCGAAAUCAUAUGAAACAUACUAACAAUUCAAUGUAUACACAUCGGUAGAUUCAAUAUUUUUUUUGUUAUAAGCAUAAUUUUA
Molecule: messenger RNA, 642 nt
Organism: Rhizophagus irregularis DAOM 181602=DAOM 197198
Lineage: Eukaryota; Fungi; Glomeromycota; Glomeromycetes; Glomerales; Glomeraceae
Source: RefSeq, a predicted model, not a curated record